AGCUAGCGAUUGCAGUUGUGAAGUCCCGUGACAAAUUUCAUUCGAACUUUCUACAGCCAGGAAAGACUGAUGUUUUCUGUUUCUCUCACUUACUUGACAGACGCGUAUGGACAGCAAGAAACUACACAUUCACUUUGAGGGUUUAGGGACUGUUGUUACAACCAAAACUGGGGAAAUGUUCGCUGUAUUGACAGAUGAAAUGCUGUAGAGCGAAACAUUCUCACUGGACCUACGGAAAUAGAUUAACACCACAUCAAAAUACUGUAAGCAGUGACCCAUGAUGGCAAUGGGCCAGUUGUAUACUUGAAGUCUCAUCUUGAGGAGGACACAUCACUUUAUGACGUUGCACCUUUGAAUGCCGGCAGCCCCUAAGAUGGAGGAGCAACCCAGUCUCCCCAAUGUCAGCAUACCCUGCCACAACGAGCAGAGGGACAAGAAAAAGCGUUACACAGUUUAUAAAGUGAUAGUCAAUGUUGGACAACAAGAAUGGUUUGUCUUCAGGCGUUAUGCAGAGUUUGAUAAACUCUACAACACAUUAAGGAAACAGUUUCCAUCUAUGAACUUGAAAAUUCCUGCCAAGAGGAUAUUUGGGGACAAUUUUGAACCUGAGUUCAUCAAGCAAAGAAGAGCAGGGUUGCAUGAGUUCAUCAAGCGAAUUGUCUCACAUCCUCAGCUUUGCAACCAGCCAGACGUGAGCGCCUUUCUACUGAUGGACAAAAUGCAAAACUUUUCAGAUGCCUCUGAGGACGAAGACGACAAAAACAACUCUACCUCCAGAAACAUUAACCUGGGGCCCUCUGGAAAUCCACAUGCCAAGCCCACAGACUUUGACUUUUUAAAAGUCAUAGGAAAGGGGAGUUUUGGGAAGGUUUUCCUUGCAAAACGAAAACAUGAUGAAAAGUAUUAUGCAGUCAAGGUUUUACAGAAAAAGGUCAUUCUCAACAGAAAAGAGCAAAAGCACAUCAUGGCAGAGCGCAACGUGCUGCUAAAGAAUGUGAAACACCCUUUCCUGGUUGGGCUUCAUUAUUCUUUCCAGACCACAGACAAGUUAUACUUCGUUUUGGAUUUCGUCAAUGGAGGAGAACUUUUCUUCCAUCUUCAAAAAGAGCGGACCUUUCCAGAGCCCAGAGCAAAAUUCUACAUUGCUGAAAUGGCAAGUGCACUGGGAUAUCUGCACUCUCUCAACAUUGUUUACAGAGACUUGAAGCCAGAAAACAUCCUCCUUGACCAUGAAGGGCAUAUCAUUUUGACGGACUUUGGAUUGUGCAAGGAAGGCAUUUCCCAGACAGAUACCACCACUACAUUUUGUGGAACACCUGAGUACUUAGCCCCAGAAGUCCUGAGGAAGCAGCCGUAUGAUAAUACAGUGGACUGGUGGUGUCUGGGGUCAGUGCUGUAUGAAAUGCUCUUCGGCCUGCCGCCGUUCUACAGCAGGGACACACAUGAAAUGUAUGAAAACAUUCUCCACAAACCGUUAGUGAUGCGCCCCGGGGCGUCCAGCACAGCCUGGUCUCUCCUCCAGGGCCUGCUGGAGAAAGACGGCCCACACAGACUGGGGUCCAGGGAUGACUUUAGUGAGAUAAAAGAACACAGCUUCUUCUCCUCCAUCAACUGGGAUGACCUCGAACAGAAGAAGAUCACUCCCCCAUUUAUACCGAAUGUGAGCUCUUACUGUGACAUCACAAACUUCGAUCCUGAGUUCACAGAUGAGAUGGUCCCCAACUCCGUCUGCUGGUCUCAAGACCAUUCCAUAGUCAACGCCAGUGUAAUGGAGGCCGACGACGCCUUUGUGGGCUUCUCUUAUGCCCCAGCUUCUGAUGACUCUUUCCUAUGAAACAUUCCCAAUGAGGUCUUCGAUUGCCUUAACCAUCAUAACUUCUUUUGACUAAAGGGAAGAAUUUAUACAAUGAAUUAACUUGUUCUAUGAAGCCAAAGCAUGCAGCUGAGACAAAACAGCACUUAAAACAGAUUUUGGUUGGAACAAAGUUUGCCAGAAAAUCUUUAUUUUUUAUCAAUUUGUAUUUAUAUA
Messenger RNA from Sander lucioperca (pikeperch), 2029 nucleotides. RefSeq names its product serum/glucocorticoid regulated kinase family member 3 (gene sgk3). The record is from RefSeq and is a predicted model, not a curated record. Gene Ontology annotation, molecular function: protein serine/threonine kinase activity; ATP binding; phosphatidylinositol binding. The coding region runs from base 356 to 1834 and encodes 492 amino acids. Gene Ontology annotation, biological process: protein phosphorylation. The transcript is spliced from 17 exons. Lineage: Eukaryota; Metazoa; Chordata; Actinopteri; Perciformes; Percidae.